Aphanomyces invadans is the source of this 3457-nucleotide messenger RNA. RefSeq lists its product as hypothetical. The record is from RefSeq and is a predicted model, not a curated record. The transcript has 4 exons. NCBI's taxonomy places the organism in Eukaryota, Oomycota, Saprolegniomycetes, Saprolegniales, Verrucalvaceae. The coding region runs from base 54 to 1709 and encodes 551 amino acids. Gene Ontology annotation, biological process: axonemal dynein complex assembly; regulation of cilium movement; cilium-dependent cell motility. Gene Ontology annotation, cellular component: axoneme; axonemal dynein complex.
UUGUCAUGGAGCUACUAUCGGUUUCACGGUAACGUUGAAAAGGCGCCGACGCGAUGCCGAGCAGCGGCGGUCGAGUGUUUCACGUGGCCCGCAAGUUGCGCGGCGGGGCCCAGCUGGGCAAGGCGGUAAAAGGGUCGAGUAAGGACAAGAAGGGGAAGAAGGAUGGAAAAGGCAUGACGGACGAAGAGCGGCGGCUCGCGGACUCGAUCAGCCGGCUCGAGAUGAACGAUUACUUGAAGAAACUGGCCGUGACCAAGAAGGCGCAGCUAAAAGAGUUUAUGGAGAAAGAGCACAAGAUCUCCAAGAUGAACAAGCUCAAGAUUCAGAACCACUGGCGCAAGAUCAUGCGGCUGGUCAAGGUCGAGGGGCUGCGAAAGGAGGUCGAGAUCAAGUCGCAGAACCACGAGCGCGACGUCGACCGCAAGGACGCGAUCAUUCAAAUGCUGGACCGCGACCUAGAAGAAGCCGAGGAGCAGUUCCAAAUGGCGCUUCGGUCGCAUUUGUUGAACGUGGAUCAGCUCAUCGACCUCCAGGACGGCCGACUCCUCGGGCUCGAGGACGAGUUUGAAAAGGAUUUGCACGCGUUGGAGCGCGAGUUUAGCAUCGAACGUGACAAGAUUCACAAGCAGCACGCCGUCGAGAAAAACGAACUCCUCAACAUCAUGCGCGCGGUGGAAACGCAGGAGAAGGAGCGCGAGGCCGAGGCUCGGCAGGAGCACGAACAGCUUCGUGAAGAGAUCCGCAACAAGAACCUCGAGGACAUCAACGUGCUGCGCAUUACGCUCGACAGCAACAUCGAAGAGCUCGAGCAGCACUUUGAGACAGCGCAUUUGAACUAUCUUCAAAACACGGACCAGCGCACGCAAGACUUCAAGUACUUGACGGCCAAGGACCAGGAGCUGAGCAAGGAAAUCGAGAUCAAGAUCCGAAAGAUCGAGCGGCUUCAAGCAAACUUGACGCACUGGCGGACGAAAAUUGCGCAGAACGUCCGCGAAUGCACGGAGCGCAACAAGGCGCUCGAGGAGGAGAAAGGCCAGAUCGGGAGCCACUUUCAGUCGCUCAAGGCCAAGAUGAACCGCAUGCGCGACGACCACAAGAAGCGCCUCACGACGUUGAGCCACAACGCCCGCGAAACCAAACGCAAGUUGACCGACCAGCAAGAGUUGGCCGAACGCAUUCUCAAGCUGGGCGAACUCGCGCGGAAGCUCGAGACCGAGCGCGAGCAGGUCCUGCCGUUCUACCACUCGACGAUAGAGGACGCGCAGCAAGCAGCAGACGAAGUGAAUGCACUCAAGGGAGGGGUGGCAGCGGUGACGAUGACGCCGACCACGAGCGCCGACAGCUACUUGAAGCUGACUCAACUCCAGCCGCACGGAACGUUUUCCAACGGCGACGCCGUGUCCGAGUGGGAGUACUUGGACUUGUUCUGGAAGCGGUACAACAAAGCGCUGCUCGACACGAUGGCAAUUCAAAAGGAAAAGGCGCGACUUGACAACGAGAACCGCGAGCUCCAAGCCGUGCUCAAGCAGUACUUGGACGGGAUCUCCGUCAACGAACAAGUCAUGAGCAGCAUCAACCCGCUCUUUGUCGUCAAUGGGCGGCUCACGCUCAACCAAGGGCCGAACCCGACGUCGAGAGAGCCGACCCACGCGAUCGUCGAUGCCAACCACAUGGUUGCCACGAACCGCGUGUCCGGGCGCCAUGCCUAGCAGGUACCUCUCAGCUGCGUUCCGCGCCUGCAGGUCUCGCCAAGGCAUCGACGUCAAAUGCCGACGUGGUCGCGCCGGACAAAUUGAACAAACACGUUGUUUUUACACGGUGGAAAUGACGACGGUGGCGUCGUCGGUAGUUCCGACGAUAGCUCUCGCCCACUGCGCUAGCUGAUCGAGCGACACGUCGUCGCCUUGUCUGAUGUUGGUGUUGCGGAAGAGCGCGGUCUUGGUCAGGUUCACAUCCUGGCGCAGGAGCGAAGCGUACAUGCCGAGGAGGUCGGGGUCAUGGUCGAUGCACCGAUAGAGUUCGGCGGCCGCUUCCUUUGCAAACGGGCUCUGGCGGUUCAACGGGUCGUCCGAUCGAGUCACAGCGACUUGGGCGAUCUCUUGGGCGACCCAGUCCCAGCUCGAGUGGCGGUACUUGGACACGACCUGGAUCGUCUCGACGAUCUCGUUCGCGUACAAGUUGUUCGUGAUGCCAUCCGUGCAGGACACAACGACGUCGCCGGCCUCGAGUUGGUACAUGUCGUAGAGCAUGGUUGGCGGGGAAGAUGGCGUUGUGGUUGCGGGCGCAGCACUCGGCGUUGUUGAGAGCACCCGCAGCGGUCGGUUGAACCCGAGCAUGAGCGAUGACGACUCGAACGUGAUUUCAUGCCGCCGCACGACGAUUGUCUUGGUGUUGCCGAUGUUGAGGACGUGCAACCGAGCAAUGUUGUCUUUUGGAUGGCGAUGCAUGACGGCGACGCCGACGGACGCCGCGGCAUCGGCCGCAGUCGCGUCGGGUUUGGUCUGGACUGCAGCGACCGCUUGACCGAGUCGCGUUUUGAGCUCCCCUGCGACUUGCUGCGAGUUGACACACAACAGAAAGUCGUCGCUCUUGGUGUAUGCCGUCAUCAUGUCGGUGACUUUGUCCAGCAACGUUUGUGCGAACGCUGUCGAGUCGGGGGCUGCGUCGAUGAGGACGUGCAGCCCCUCGUCAACAAAGGAUGCGUCCUGCCCCGUGGUCGUGACGUUGCCUUGGCCGAAGCGAUCGACGGGCCCGCGAUGGAUCAUCGCGACAAACGUCUCUGUCACCGACAUGCUUCGCCCGCGCACCGGGCUUUCCGUCCCCGUUGUGGGGUGCGACGGGUCUGCAGAUGACAUGGCGUCGGCAAUUCGAUGGGCCAUGGAGAUGCUCAGACGUCGGAUAGCUUUCCCGAGCGAGCCGCUCCGGCUUCUCCCAUCGUCUGUGGCCAUGACGCUACCAUCCCCUUCUUCGUUGGCGUUUGCAGGCUCUGCCACCGAACAGAGCUGCUGUGAAGUCGCGGCUGCUUGGUCUGCAGCGGUCGUCGGGCUCGUCGUCGUCGCCGCCGUCGAGUUUGAAGCAUCCAGCGACUUGUCGGAAAACAACUUGACUAGCCCCACGCUGAUGCGUCGAAGGAUGCCAGGCUCUGCGUGAGGAGAUGCCGCCCCGACGGUUGUCGACGGCUUCACUUGGUCAACCGUUCUGCUAGAGGAUGCUUUCGUGGCCAACAAACCUGGACGGGUCGGUGCAGGUGCCUCGCCCUCCCCAAUGGCCGCCAUCGUGUUGGCCAGUGGGGCCACUGCGCCUCGCUUCAAAUUGAACGACCCGCCAGAGUAGUUGCGGUCGUUGGCGGUGAUGCGGCGCUUUUUCAGGCCCAUCGACGUCGCCGUUGCUUUCGACGACGGAGGUCCCUUCUGCGCCUAUAUUUGGACCCCAUGCCACCAAGUGCGUCGGAACGUGC